AUGGGCAAGCGCAAAUCCAGCUCAAAGCCUCAAGGGCCGAAGAAGAGGGAGCCCCUUGCUACUACUUUCUCAUGCCUGUUCUGCAACCAUGAGAACUCGGUAAUCGUCAAGCUGGAUAAGAAAUUGGGCUUGGGGGAUCUGUCGUGUAAAGUUUGUGGCCAAAAGUUCCAGACCGGCAUCAACUAUCUCUCCGCUCCCGUUGAUGUGUAUUCGGACUGGGUAGAUGCUUGCGAUGCAGUUGCGAAGGACACCGCAGAUCAGUACGAUGCGCCAAGCACGAGCCUACCCCGAGGCGCUAGCAAGCAUGAUAGCAUACCGGAAGAGAGUGGACAUGGCGAUACGUACGCCGAUGACGACUAUUAA
Penicillium olsonii is the source of this 363-nucleotide messenger RNA. NCBI's taxonomy places the organism in Eukaryota, Fungi, Ascomycota, Eurotiomycetes, Eurotiales, Aspergillaceae. The record is from the annotation of a GenBank genome assembly.